This is a messenger RNA of Blepharisma stoltei, 309 nucleotides long. NCBI's taxonomy places the organism in Eukaryota, Ciliophora, Heterotrichea, Heterotrichida, Blepharismidae. The record is from the annotation of a GenBank genome assembly.
AUGGGAAUUAUCUCCUAUGAUAAGGGAGAGUAUAAUGAAGCACUAGAAUAUUACAACAUUGCAAUUAACAUUGAUCCAAAUGUAACACUUUAUCUUAAAAACAAAGGAGAUGCAUUUGCCAAGUUAUCUAAAAGAGAUGAGGCAAUGGAAUGCUAUCAAAAAGCUAUCGAAGUUGAUCCAUAUAAUGCUGAUGCAUACAAUUGCAUAGGAACUCUCUUACAUUAUAAGGGACAGUAUGAAACAGCGUUAGAAUAUUACUGUGUGGGCGAUUGAAAUAAAUCCGUACUGUGCGGAUUAUUAUAUAAAUAA